Messenger RNA from Xyrauchen texanus (razorback sucker), 3903 nucleotides. Its product is annotated as protein phosphatase 1 regulatory subunit 12A-like. Gene Ontology annotation, molecular function: enzyme inhibitor activity; phosphatase regulator activity; protein kinase binding. The transcript has 24 exons. The coding region runs from base 37 to 2703 and encodes 888 amino acids. Gene Ontology annotation, biological process: signal transduction. NCBI's taxonomy places the organism in Eukaryota, Metazoa, Chordata, Actinopteri, Cypriniformes, Catostomidae. The record is from RefSeq and is a predicted model, not a curated record. Gene Ontology annotation, cellular component: A band; Z disc; cytoplasm.
CAAACAAACACUCCCGGGAGAGACCGAGGGAGGAAGAUGGCGGCGACUGACCGUUCCCGGUCCGAAGCUGCGAAACAGCGGCGGCAGGAUCAGCUGCAGCGCUGGCAGGGCUCGGAGACGGACCGGACCGGGUCGGAGACGAGGAGCCAGUCUUCCGCUCCCGGAAACCGACGGGCCCGAGUGUGCUUUGCCCAGGGCGCCGUUUUCAUGGCCGCCUGCUCAGCCGGAGACCAGGAGGAGGUAGCGGAGCUCCUGAGACAGGGUGCCGAUAUCAACCACGCCAAUGUAGACGGACUGACGGCGCUGCAUCAGGCGUGUAUUGAUGAAAAUGCUGAAAUGGUUCAGUUUCUGGUGGAGAGCGGCAGUGAUGUAAACAGAGGAGACAAUGAAGGCUGGACGCCCCUUCAUGCGGCUGCAUCCUGCGGUUUCAUCCAAAUCGCAAAGUACUUGAUAGAGCAUGGCGCAAAUGUUGGAGCGGUGAACAGCGAGGGUGAACUUCCUCUAGACGUCGCCACGGAGGAUGCCAUGGAGAGACUGCUGAAAGCCGAGAUUAAAAAACAGGGUAUUGACGUGGAGCAGGCGAGGAGAGAGGAGGAGAGAGUGAUGUUACAGGACGCGAUGGUCGUGCUUGCAGGAGGAGGCUCUCUGCUCCCUCAUCCAAACACACGUGCCACAGCGCUGCAUGUUGCUGCUGCUAAAGGAUACAUCGAGGUGUUAAAGGUGCUGUUAAAGUGUCAGAUAGACGUGGACAGUCGGGACAGUGAUGGCUGGACUGCUCUCCAUGCGGCAGCUCACUGGUGUCAGGAAGAGGCCUGCAGUCUACUCUCUGAACACAUGUGUGACAUGAGUGCUGUCAGUAAUGUGGGCCAAACUCCACUUGAUGUUGCUGAUGAGAGCAUUGUUGAUAACUUGGAGGAACUGCAGAAGAAGCAGAACGUUAUGCGUUUAGAGAAACAGAAGAUCCAGACCCCCGUCAUUGAGACCAGCCCACCUGUUUCUAUGGCACCAGCUCGCCCUCGCAGGAGAUCCAUCUCUCGUAUGAGCAGCAAAGAGAAGAUCACCCUGCAUGAGAGAGAGAAACAUGCUCCACCCACACUCCAGACUCCACCCACCGAAGAGGAAGAGGAGGAGUCACGUGCAACAGUCCCCCCAAAAGCCUCCAGCAGCUCCAGUUCAGAGGAAGAGAGUGAAUCUGAGAGUGACGCCGAGUCAGAGAAAGCAAAAACGCGGGAAAUGAUCAACAACUUGAACAACAAACGCAACAAUGCUGCUCCCGUUGCAAGCACUUUGGUGACCAGCUCUGGCGGAAACCAAGUUAAAAAGGCUGAACCUGCUCGGACACCAGUGACAGAAGCUCCGGGUUCCUGGAGAACAUCUUUGCGUAAAGCAGGAAGUUCUGUAGCUUUGGGCCCUGCAGGGGCCUCUGACCCACCCAAUGAGGCCCUCAAGGACCCGGAGACUAAAAUGACACGCUCGUUAUCUAGUCCCAGACUGAGCUCUGAAACUGAUAAUAAGGAGCCCAGAUUGGCCCGUGUGCAGCCCACUCCGUUCAAACGUUUGUUCAGUAUCACAGACACCAACACCAACCCUGACAACACCAGCAGCUGGUUAAGCCGGAGCACUCGCCGGUUGAACAGCCAGUCCUCUAGUGACGUGCCGGGUCAGAACCCCCUGUUACCUCGCAGCUCAUCUUAUGGAAGGAAACUUGAUGACCCCUCAGUGACCUCUGUAACCACGGGAACCUCUGGACUCAGUCGCAUCAAUAAUCUAGUGGCUCAAAGGUCAGCUCAGGAAGAGGCUGAGAAGAAGGAACCCGUCUCUGUGACGACCUCCAAUUCUGUAACCACAACAGGCGAGCCAGAGACCAAACAGAGACGCAAGUCCUAUCUGACUCCGGUGCGUGAUGAGGAGGCGGAGGCUCAGAGAAAGGCCCGGUCCCGACAUGCCCGCCAGUCCAGGCGGUCCACACAGGGUGUCACUCUCACAGACCUGCAGGAAGCAGAGAAGACAAUGACGGAAAACAAGGGAAAAGAGAAGAAAGAGGAUGAGGAAAAAGAAGGGAAGCAAAAGAAGGGAGAGGAAGGGGAGGUGAGCUGGCGGUCUCGAAUCGCUAACCUGCAGAAGUCUGAUUUAUUGGGUCUCACUCACCCGCCUGGUGCUCCACGUCCUGACAGACAGGACGUGGACAGCGCUAUUGCAGACAUUGAGGAGCGGGUGAGGGAGCGCAGGCGGGCCAGAGCUCACAGGAGAGGAAGAACAGGAGAGAGUGACGACAAUGAGCCCAGUGGAGAGGAUGAGAGUAUUGGUGGGCGGGACCCACAGACAGACAGACACAUGAGCAGCAGGUCUGAUCCAGUAUUGAAUGACAGCAUUCUCACAAGAGGAUCUGAGUCCAGGGACUUUAAAAAGUUGUUCGAGGAGGUCUCCAGGGAAAACCGUCGUCUGCAGUCACAGUUAUCAGAUACACAGAGAACUAUUUCACUGACACGGCUGGAGCUGGAAAAGGCUACACAGAGGCAGGAAAGGUUCACGGACUGCACAGCUUUGUUGGAAAUGGAAAAGAAGGAAAGAAAAAUGUUGGAGAGGCGUGCUGCUGAAUUGGAAGAGGAGUUGAAGGUUUUGGGGGAUCUGAGAGCCGAUAACCAGAGGCUGAAGGACGAGAAUGGAGCGCUCAUUAGAGUCAUCAGCAAACUCUCCAAAUAAACAGAGAAGAAGAGCGGAAGAAAGACGAGGGAUAGUGAACCCCCCAACCCCCCCGCCCCCACACACACACACAUCCUUUCAAGAUCCAAAUAAGGGGAAAGAGGAGGAAAAUGUGUUUGUUUUAUAUGGACCUUCCAAAUGGGUCACAAUUUGACGUGGUCUUUUACCUUUUUCUUACAAGAGUGUGUGUUAGCACUUCAUCCAUGAUCUCAAUAGGCCAAUAAGACGACGCGACAAAGCUUCUGCCCUGCAAAAAAUAACGAAAAAAAAAAUCAAUAUUUUUGUCCUUUUUCCAGUAAAAAACAAAAGACAUCGCAAAUUUACUUGAAGUAAAUAUAUGACUUGUUUUCAAAAGAAUACAUCUCACCCCAUUGGCAAAUGGUUUAUUAUUAAGCAUAAAGCUUGCAAACAUUUUUAUAUUUAAAACAAGAAAAAAACAAUUUGCCGAUGGGGUGAGGAAAAAUAAACUUAAUUCAAGAUAUAUUCUCCGCAAACAAGCAUCUUCAUUUUGCUAUUAAAGUAAAUGUUGUUUAGAUGUAUAGAUAUUAUGUGAAUCCAGGCAAAAAUACUGAUUAAGAAAGUUUUUGUUUUUUUUCUGCAGUUUGCAUUCUCUAUCUUUGUUUCUUACACACACACACACACACACUCGCACUUAUAUAUGGACGCAUGCACCAUGCACAUUCAUAAGCGUGACCACACACACUCGACACACAUUCCACGAGUCUCGGGCAGCUGAAGUUUGCAGUAUUUUUGCAUCUUUGCACGCUACAUUGUCUGCACAAACACAAUUGAGAGGUUUUACCCUAAACUCCACUAAAAGUGGUCUAAAUAUAGGGCUGUUUGACUCCAGAAACCAGCACCAAAAACCAACAACAAACAAUACUGAUGACAAUCAGAGACAUUGUUAGUGCCAAAAAACACGCAGCCAGUUAUUCUAUGCAUCUUUUUAUAGAGCAACACUUGUGGCGGGCAAGGCGUAAAUUUCUAUUUUCAUAUUUUUUAUUAUUGUAUGAUUCCAUCCUUGCUAUCAGUUUCUUCAAAAAUGGAGAUAAGGCCUUUUGUGUAAUGUGUAAAUGUACAAACAUUCGUUUGAAAUCAAACCGCUUGUAACAUGAUAUCGGUUCAGUUUUCUCCACGUGUUGUUUUCUAAUAUAUUGAAUAAAUGUUGGCACUUAAUAAAAGAUGUGUGUUUGUAGCCUC